AUGGCCUGGAUAGGAAAGUGGUUUAACACCUCGGACUUCAAGUGGUUAAACUACUCAAAACAGGUUACUCUAAACCCCAAUCAAAAAGAAAGGAAAGCUUUUGAAGAAGAAGCAGCAGACAAUGCAAGUGCCCAGUUUGCAAAGACAUGUUUAGUGCUGCAUGCCUAUCAGCUUUUUUGUGAUUCAAUUGUGUUGGCAAAUCUGCUUCCUGUGAGCCAAGAAGUAAAAGGACAGUUUUAUUUUGUGAAGUUUAAAACAACUAUGGAAGCAUUGGUUAAAUCGUACAAUGAAGUCUGCAUGAAGCUUUAUCAGAAGCUUAUUGAAGACAAUGACCAAAACAUAGCAUUUUCUCCAUGGAGUAUUGCAGCCGCUGUGACCAUGGUUUAUGUUGGUACUAAAGGCAAUACAGAAGUCCAGAUGUCUGAAAAUACAGGCACUGUACAUAUACAAAACAUCCCCAGGGCUUUUGAAGAGCUUUUUUCAAAUGUCAAUCAACGCAGGAAUCAAUUUAUUCUGAAAACCGCUAACAGGCUAUACAGUGAAAAGAGCUUCCAUAUUGUUCAGCAAUACCAGCAACUAAUUAAGAAACAUUUUCGUGCUGAAAUACAAGCUGUGGACUUCGCUCAAAAAGCAGAAGAUGUCAGGAACAAGAUUAAUACUUGGGUGGAAGAGCAGACAGAGAGCAAAAUAAAGGACCUUUUGCCUCAAGACUCAGUUGACUCGCUAACAAAGUUAGUCCUGGUGAACGCACUCUAUUUUAAAGGAAACUGGGAUGUAAAAUUUCCUGAAGAAAACACAGAACAAAAACCAUUCAGGCUGAGCAAGACAAAAACUAAAAUGGUACCAAUGAUGUUUCAGAGAAACAAAUAUAAUAUGUUCUACAUCGAAGAGCUUGAGACAAAGGUGCUUGAACUCCCUUAUGUUAAUAAAGAAACAAGUAUGAUCAUUUUACUGCCAGAUGACAUUAAGGAUAACACUACUGGACUGGAAAAGCUGCAAAAAGAACUCAACUAUGUGAACCUGAAGGAGUGGACCAGUGCUGAUGGGAUGAUGUUGACUGAAGUGGAGCUGGAACUCCCACGUAUUCGUCUUGAAGAGAACUAUGACCUGAAGUCAUACCUGAGCAAAAUGGGAAUGAGUGAUCUCUUUAAUCCAGAAAAAGCUGAUCUGACAGGAAUAUCAGAGAAAGGCAACCUUUAUGUGUCACAAAUAUUUCACAAAGUGUUUGUGGACAUUAAUGAAGAGGGCACAGAGGCUGCAGCAGCUACUGGGGCUAUUGCAACUGUCAGAUCAGGCCCCAUAGUGGUAAAAGUUAAGGCAGAUCACCCCUUCCUGUUUAUCAUACGGCAUAACAAGACCAAAGCUAUCCUGUUUUUUGGUGCCUUCACUUCUCCGUAG
Nanorana parkeri is the source of this 1398-nucleotide messenger RNA. RefSeq names its product leukocyte elastase inhibitor-like. Gene Ontology annotation, biological process: negative regulation of endopeptidase activity. Gene Ontology annotation, molecular function: serine-type endopeptidase inhibitor activity. The record is from RefSeq and is a predicted model, not a curated record. The transcript has 8 exons. NCBI's taxonomy places the organism in Eukaryota, Metazoa, Chordata, Amphibia, Anura, Dicroglossidae. Bases 1 to 1398 code for a protein of 465 amino acids.